Molecule: messenger RNA, 1497 nt
Organism: Vanessa atalanta (red admiral)
Lineage: Eukaryota; Metazoa; Arthropoda; Insecta; Lepidoptera; Nymphalidae
Gene: NGR-A3
Product: G-protein coupled receptor dmsr-1-like
Exons: 7
Coding region: 167-1477 (436 amino acids)
Biological process (GO): G protein-coupled receptor signaling pathway
Cellular component (GO): membrane
Molecular function (GO): G protein-coupled peptide receptor activity
Source: RefSeq, a predicted model, not a curated record
GGCGCCCGGUGUGUAGGGCUGGUGAUUCUCCUUAAAUAUUGCACACUCUUUCUUAAUACAAAUCAUGUUUAGUUUGAACAGUGUUACUUAAAAAUGUGUAAACAAUGAUCGAUCAUGAUUCGCAGAAGAAUCUUGUUAAGCUUGUGAAGAUUUGAAGUUCGCAAAAAUGUCGUUCGAAGAAAACGUUACGUCGAACAUAACGCAGACGUUAACAAAUUUGUUUGAAGAAAUGUUACUAGCGACGGAAGAGUCCAGUGAGAACAAGAGCGUUGAUGUUUCAAAAUUUUUAACAGCCCUGAAAGAGAAGUCGACUAAAAGUAGCCACGACGCGUUAGAUUUCGGCACUCUGGUUAAGUUAGUGGAUGGCUGGCGCUCUAAACUAAAUCUCACUAAGCCGUCCGAAACGACAUGUAACUACUGUGACGGCAACAUCCGAGAUAUCAUCCUAGCGUAUAAUAGCAUACACGGAUACGUCAGCUUAAUUGUUUGCCUGUUCGGUAGUUUGGCUAAUUCUCUGAACGUAGCCGUGCUAACGAGACGGGACCUUGCUGCUGCGCCCAUUAACCGCUUGUUGAAAUGGUUGGCGGUUGCAGACGUGUUCGUUAUGAUGGAGUACGUACCAUUUGCUGUGUAUAGAUAUUUGAUAUUACCAGGGCAACGUGAAAUGCCGUACAAGUGGGCAGCCUAUUUGCUUUUCCAUAUGCACUUCGCUCAGAUAUUCCACACAGCAUCGAUAUGCCUCACACUCUCUUUAGCGGUUUGGAGAUACGUUGCGAUCAAGUAUUCGGACAGAAACCACGUUCUCUGCACCGAGAGACGCUGCAGCACGGCCAUACUGAGCAGCUUCAUUCUACCGCCCAUCCUUUGUAUUCCUACAUUUAUGGUAUUCGAUAUCCACACAGCUGUCGUGCUAGAACCGAAUGGACCCAUGAUACUGUACCACGUAGAUUCGGAUGAAGAAGGUCAGCUGUAUCAGAUAAACUUUUGGGUACACGCUGUGGUUAUAAAGCUAUUACCUUGCUUUAUACUAACAGUGAUUAGCUUGUGGUUGAUAAGAGAAGUAUACAGCGCAAAUGAACACCAGAAAAAGAUUCGAGUUUACAACACCUGUCCUACAAACGACAAGUUAUUAAAACGUCAAUGCAAAGGAGACAAAAGAACAAAUCGAACGACGAAGAUGUUAGUAGCUGUGUUGCUAUUAUUUCUGGUGACAGAACUGCCGCAAGGGAUUUUGGGCCUUCUGAGUGGAGCAUUAGGUCGAUGUUUCUUCAAGCGAUGCUACGAUUUGUUCGGCGAGCUAAUGGACGCGCUGGCAUUGCUGAAUGGAGCUAUUAAUUUCGUGCUGUACUGUUCCAUGUCAAGACAGUUUCGGAUGACAUUUAGACAGAUGAUGUGGCGUGCGCAUCUUCAUCGGUGGCCGCCACCGCAAGCUUCUCAUUCGGAUGGUUUGAAUACAGCAAAAACAUCGGUUCCUUGAAACAGGAGGACUCAAGAGAG